This is a messenger RNA of Eucalyptus grandis, 1669 nucleotides long. RefSeq names its product peroxisome biogenesis protein 2. Gene Ontology annotation, biological process: protein import into peroxisome matrix. NCBI's taxonomy places the organism in Eukaryota, Viridiplantae, Streptophyta, Magnoliopsida, Myrtales, Myrtaceae. The record is from RefSeq and is a predicted model, not a curated record. Gene Ontology annotation, cellular component: peroxisomal membrane. Bases 245 to 1300 code for a protein of 351 amino acids. Gene Ontology annotation, molecular function: zinc ion binding. The transcript has 8 exons.
AGUUGGGGGGGCAUCCUUCGAGGAACCGCCCAAAGCAGCAUCGUCAUCUUUCAUUUUCCCCAAAAUCCCCUCCCACCUCCUCGGGAACGGAGCUGAUUCCACCCCCUCUCUCUCUCCUCCCGGCAGCUUCAUCUUCAUCGCCGCCGCCGCCGCCGUCGUCGCCGCCGUCGUGUGAACAAUCGGGACGAAGACCAACCCUACGACUGCUGCUGCUACAACUAGCAGCAGCAGGUGAGAGCUUCAAAUGAGUGGCAGCAGCAGCACCGGCAAUUCGCCGCCCCCGCCGCCCCCGGCGCCGCCGCCGCCGCCGGAGGAUGCUUGGGUCGGCACUUACCGGAGAUUGCAACCGCAGUGGCAAUCCUUCAACGCGUACCACGAGGCAUUGAUUCCAAUUUCCAUAUCGCGAGUUAAUCAAUUUGAUGCGGCAAGACUCGAUGUCGAGAUGUCAGCGAUGUUGAAAGAACAGUUGGUGAAAGUCUUCUCCUUGAUGAAGCCAGGAAUGUUAUUUCAAUAUGAACCGGAACUUGAUGCUUUUCUUGAAUUCCUUAUAUGGAGAUUCUCCAUUUGGGUAGAUAAGCCCACUCCUGGAAUUGCCUUGAUGAAUUUGAGAUAUCGAGAUGAACGUGCAUCCGAAGCAAGAGCAAAGUUGAGAACAGGCUUGGAAGGACCUGGCCUUACUGUUGCUCAGAAGAUUUGGUAUUGCAUUGCCAGUGUUGGUGGUCAAUAUAUCUGGGCCCGCUUACAGUCAUUCUCUGCUUUUCGUAGAUGGGGUGAUUCUGAGCAGAGGUCAUUGUUGCGGUGGGCAUGGGUUUUGGUACAACGUGUGGAAGGAAUUUAUAAAGCUGCCUCAUUUGGCAACCUACUAAUAUUUCUUUACACUGGAAGGUAUAGGACUCUUAUUGAAAGAGCUUUGAAAGCAAGGCUUGUCUAUGGUAACCCAAACAUGAACCGGGCCGUAAGCUUUGAGUACAUGAACCGCCAACUAGUCUGGAAUGAAUUUUCGGAAAUGUUGCUAUUGCUUCUUCCUCUUUUGAAUUCCUCAACUGUAAAAAAUUUCCUCCGCCCAUUUUCAAAGGACAAGGAUGCAGACUCUGCAGGGGAUGACUCUGCAUGCCCCAUUUGCCAAAAUAGCCCAAGCAUUCCCUUUCUCGCUCUCCCAUGUCAGCACAGGUACUGUUACUACUGUCUGAGAACUCGAUGUGCAGCCACUCCUUCGUUCCGAUGUUCCCGAUGCGGUGAAGUGGUCGUCGCGAUGCAACGGUUCAGUGAAUCAGUUGGAAGUACAAGCUCCGGAAAAUGAUUAAUCUGGCGGGAGCAAGGGAGCAUUGCAGCAGCUUUAACCGAUGCAUUGAAGAAUGCGUCGUUUGGGAACCAUGAAGUGCCCCACAUUGUAAGGGAAACCAUUUUUAACCUUCUUCUGGAUGUGCAAAGAGAGGGAAAAGUGGAGGGUUCUUCUUUUUCCUUGGUGGUUUUAAUUGGUUUUACUAGGGAUUAGUCCAGAUUGGAGGCGGGAGUGGGUAGAUGAUCUGUUACAGUAGUUCCUGUCCAUGAAUUCUGGAAAUCCAGGGUUGGCCAAAGAGAAAUACCCGAUACGAUUGUAUUUGGCAGCAGAUAUAGAAUUCUCAAAUCAAAUAAAGAUGCUAAUUCUUGAUUGCACGGUCAAAGAAAA